CUUGUCUGGUCCUCCACAAAAUUCAUCAACAUGUCGACUUGCCACUUCUGUCGGCUCUCUACGCCUCCAGAAACCUCCAACUUGAGAGAAGAUAGUCACCCAAUAGCUCACCUGUAGCCACAUGCGAUUACAACGACGUUGGAUUUGUUUCCCCGUGCUCCUGUUCAUGCAGGACCACUUGCCCGCACUUGCAGAAAAGUCAGGGUUGGUCAACUGACAGCGUGCAUUUUGGACAACCGUUGUUCAUUUUAUGCUACUUCCCAGAGCCCAAUUUACCUUCCGGAAUGUAGCAACUAAGUGGCACGGAAAAUUAUUGUGGCAGGUCGACUCGUUUUGCUUGCUAGUGAAGGCCUUCGAUCUCUUGCUCACUCAACGAUACCUAAAGGUUGCUAGCGCUCAUGCUUAUGAUAUGUUCACCCAAGCUCUGACCAUCUUGUUAUCGCUGUGUUCCCGCCCCCGUCGUUGUCCUACGAAGAUCCACACCCCAAGCGUUUCAAAGUUGUUGCAUUGUCAGAUUACGAUGGCAAGAUAAACCGUCGAAAUUCUUGGAGACACUUGACAUGCUUGAACCCACUCCAUCCUUCCCCCGACUGCUGACGAGGGAGCUCCUUUGACGUAGAGUCGUAUUCUCUCUUGUGUUCUGUAUCACUCCGGU
Marasmius oreades (fairy-ring Marasmius) is the source of this 655-nucleotide messenger RNA. RefSeq lists its product as uncharacterized. The record is from RefSeq and is a predicted model, not a curated record. The transcript is spliced from 3 exons. The coding region runs from base 251 to 532 and encodes 93 amino acids. NCBI's taxonomy places the organism in Eukaryota, Fungi, Basidiomycota, Agaricomycetes, Agaricales, Marasmiaceae.